GAGAAACGUAAGUAUUUCCUGAUUUAAAUGGGAUAUGGUGAACAAUUCAUAUUCUUGCAUAAAACGUUACAUAAAACGGAUGCAGAAAACAAAAUAAGUUAGUAAAGACGAUAUGACUUUAUUCAAACGGUAUCGAAGAAAAAAGGUUUGGAAGUAUAAAUUAAUCCAGAGAAUGAUGUUUUAUAAAUAUGCAACAUUUUAUACGUGAUUAUUCUAAAAUAUAUGUUAGUCUCCACAUAAAAUCGGUGACUUCCGGCUACUCUCAGAGGCUUACUCGUACAGUGUCAUCAGGAACCUUUAAAAAUGAAGAGAUUUUAAAAACUAUAUUUUCGUUUUGAAAUGGGCGAUACUGAAUAUAGAUUUGAUAAAACAAAUAUCAUUGAAGAGUUGAGGUAUCUUGCUGAAAGUAAAAACAUAGCUCAUGGGAAAGAAAAAGGUGAUUUCGAUGAAUGUGUAGGCAAACUUGAAAAUUUCUUCAGAAGUGAUUCUUUUCAGAAAAAUAGUGAAAAUUUUGAACAGGACAGCAUUUCUCUACUUGAUAUAAUCCGACCAACAAUCACCGUAGCAAAUACCGUUUGUUCGAUUUUAGAAUACCUCGAACCGUGUAAGGUAUCUACAAUCGUAAAGGCAACUCUAAAUAUCAUAGAUACAAUUGUUGAAUGGAAAGUUCUGUCAAAAACACUUCAGACCUUGCUUGAUCAUGAAAUCAUCGGAAAUGCAAGAACAAGAGUUCAAGAUUAUAAAGGGAGACUUAGAUUACUUUCCGGUAGUGUGAAGGAUUUGAACAAUUCUAAAGAUGCUCAGGAGAAAACCAACAUUCUUCAUGAUAUGGCAAAUGAACAGUCCGUCACUGCUGGACUAAAAGAUAUAGCUUUAGUUGAGACUAAAAUAGCAGAUCAUAAGGCUAAAAACGAUGCUACGGACUUCCCCGAGCUGAUGGCACAUGUCGAACUUUAUUGCUUCCUCUCAUUAUUGCACGAAAUUCUGCUUCUUUAUCGCAUUUCAAUUUUAAACGUUCACAACAGACAAACACAGAGACUGAGAGUUCUAGUGACUGAACAAAGAGAACGAUUGAAAGACGUGUUGUGUUUUUUUGUACAGACCACUAGAGAAAACAUUACACGUUUAUAUCCGUUACAACACCGGGUUUUACCCAAUAUCGCGAGAGGUUUUAAGGCAAAAUGGGAUAAUUGUUUCCUUCAACGUACCUUUGCGGAUGGAAGGUGCCUACCACAUUGAAUCUGUUUCAAAGCCAAAAGAAAAAAUCACGCUUCAUACAUCUACACCACUAAACUGGGUUCGAUGUCAGGAAAAACAACGUGACAAGGGGUACGUCAUUUUAGAAAAAUUUCUUGACCGAUACUCAACAUUAUGUGCCUUUAAGUUUCGGAAAUGUGGAAAAAACACUGUCGAAAUAAUAUCCGAAAACGGCCAACGAUUGUAUGACAGUCUUUGGUUAUCAUCUUCAUGGUCUUCAAGUAGGGAGACAAAAUGGCUCGCUGUCCAAAUUGAACCAGAAAAAGAAGAAGAUGGACGUCGAUUUAUCUUUAUUCUCUCUAAAUCAAAGAAAUAUGAAUGCAUACGUGCUGAUUGCACUGGUCGUGUUUAUACAAAACCGUAUACACAAUAUGACCAACAAUUCUUUUGGAAAAUUAAACAAGUUGAUUGUUGGCAGCCCAAAUCGCCAUUUCUAGGGAAGGAGCCAGGAUUUCGGUUUGGGGAGUUUGCAGCGUCCGUCUGUUGGUCCGUUGUCAGUGAUGGAGAGAUUUCAAAAAGACUUGCGACAAAUGACCAGUAUGACACGAGGAUGUGUUAUCCAAUUUAAAAAGAAAACAGCAAUUUACCAACCCAAUUUGAUGCAGGAUCUUUAGAUAACAUGAAACAACACACACACAUAUAUAUAUCUUCAUUUUCAAACUAUUUUCUUUUAUUCGAAAUGUUCGUGAGCCACAUAUCGCUCGUCCCACGGGAAUUUUCAUUGGACAAUACAUAUCAAAAUUUAAAAUGAUUCAAUAUAUCUUCAAGAUUUAACAAAAUAUCCCUUGAGAUCUGUAAAGUGAUGUAUAACCUAAACCUUGUUCUUUCUAAAAUGAAGAAGAAGUUCGAGAAUCAAGCCUGUACUAAAAGAGAAUAGAGCAUUCCUUGAGAAACAGACAAACACAUUUAAUUGUGCUUUUAUGUGACUAUGAUAAAGUGUAACACAAUUCAAUAAGGACUCGUUUGAAAUGAAAAGUGAAAUAAUAACUCAUUUCAAGUUCAUAGCAAUUCAGUUAUGAGUGAGUGUGUUAAAGAGUUUUAGUUUCUGACGAAUACUCUAGUAAUAGACAUUCGAUAUGUCAUGUGUGGGAUUCUAGGAUACUUGCAUUUUAGAAACAAAUCACAUACACUACUUUGUUUUCUACAUGUAUUUAUGCCGUUAUAUUAAAAUAUAUUGAAUUAGUCAGAACUUACUUAUUAGGUAUGAUCAAUUAAUAAUAUCAAUUUGAAGUGUAAAGUAUUUUAUGUUUGUCGAAAUAAAUAAAUGUAGUUUCAUACUUUCUGUAUACUUAGAUAGUUUUGCAUGAUGUCAAUGUUCAAGCUUUGUUUUGCUGUGUCAUGCAGAGUGAGGCUCUGAUAACCAUAUCUAACCUUUAUCUUUUCUUAUCACAUUAUAAUUGGUGAUCUGUAGUGUGAUGUUUAGUACAUAUUUUCAUCUUGCUUUUAGUCUGUAGCCGUUUUAUUUUAUAGGUCUUUUUCUUUGUAUGUUUAUGGUCGUUACUAAAAGCCCACCGAGCGCACACAUGCAGGUGCGCUCACGCACACACGUAUUUAUAUGUAUAUAGCUUUUCUUAGUAUAUGCAUUUUAAUUUUAGUAAUCAAAUACAAACCGUUAAUUAACUUUUGUCUUUUUGUCACACAUUGCGAAAUAAUACAAGUUUUCAUUAUUUGAAAAUCCCAAUUAAAAUGAUUCUGUUUAUAGGUGGUCGCACUGAUAAGCCAUAUUCAAAUUUGGCAAAAUAUGACUGUGAAUUUGAAUAAUCAAAUUUGAUUUUAAUUGUAUUUGAAGUCUCAAUAAAACGUUCUAUAAUCUAAGAGAAUGUUAUUGUUAUUAUA
Molecule: messenger RNA, 3093 nt
Organism: Mercenaria mercenaria
Lineage: Eukaryota; Metazoa; Mollusca; Bivalvia; Venerida; Veneridae
Exons: 2
Coding region: 340-1239 (299 amino acids)
Source: RefSeq, a predicted model, not a curated record